AGUGCAGGAAGCUUGCUAGUCAUUGUACUCGCAACGCUUGGUACCCACGUUGUUCUUACAGCUAGUUGAUGCAAAAACACACCAUAAAACUCACCUUGAAAUGAAUGAAAGCUUUUCUGUUUAAAAUAUCUUCUGGUUUUUACCUGGGCCACAGACGCUGAAAGUCGCCGUCCAGCAGACAGUCCAAAGGCAGACAACACACAGACCCGCACACACCGCUGACCAGAGACUGUGUUCCUCCGCCGAGUUCCGGAGCAACCAACACGCUGCUGCUGCUGCUGCUGCUGCGCGGAUCAUGGGCGCUCCUGCUGCUCUGAUGCCGCCGUCAAGGAGUGACGUUGCUGCUGCUUCUGGCUCCGACCAGCUCCGCGCAGUGCCAGAGACACUGACGUCGCGGUACCACACUGCUCAUACACUGACUCUUUGUGUGCUUUAAGAGGAUCGACACGUGCCAUCUCGUACGCAGUGAAGUUGUAGUCUACUGAAAAUCACUUUCACUCACAUUUUCCUCUUCAGGUGACUGCUCGUAGGCAGAUACUUUUGGCUGGUUUAUAUGCCCAAAUUCCCUCCAUACUGAUUAGAGUAAGCUAAAGUCUUCAACACAGGUUAAAAUAAGCGAAGUUUAAACAAACACUUGUUACUCCUACUCUCUGCUGGGCUCAGUCCUGCUGCAGAACAGGAGGAUCACAUAUUACACUGGUGUUAAAGCAGAGCAAGUAGACACACACAGGAAGAGACAAGGGGAAACAUGGUUUUUAUGACUCUGCUCUGUCUGCUCCUACUGCGGCCUGGAUCUGCUGCUCUAAUGACUUCUCCAUUGGACAAGCCUUUUCAUCACUCCUCCAGUCAAAGAGACAUAGUUUCCGCUUCUGGUUCUUCUCUUGACGCCUCAGAGAUUACACGGCUGCGUCGAUCUGCUUCCAUGCCUGAUAUCACACAUCUGGAGCUGCUGGUGGUGGUCGGGCCUGAUGUCCAGCAGCUCCACAAGCAGGACACAGAACGAUACAUCCUGACAAACCUUAACAUUGCCUCAGAGCUGCUGAGAGACAUGACCCUGGGUGCCAACAUGAGGGUGCACCUGGUCCGCAUGAUUAUCCUGACAGAGCCAGAGCCAGAGAUCCAAAUGUCCACCAACAUUACGUCGUCACUCAGAAGUGUGUGUGACUGGGGCAGAAGAAUAAACCCCUCAAACGACACAGACCCUCUACACGCUGAUCUUCUUUUAUACAUUACACGGUAUGACCUGGUGUUGCCAGAUGGGAACAACCAGGUAAGGGGUGUAGCUCAGCUUGGUGGGGCUUGUUCCAGUGGCUGGAGUUGUGUGAUCACAGAGGACACAGGCUUUGACCUGGGAAUCACCAUCACUCAUGAAAUUGGGCACAGCUUAGGAAUCAACCAUGAUGGAGUGGGAAACACCUGCAGCAGGAGCGGUUUCAUGAUGGCCUCUGAUGGAGGCUACAACAGUGUGGAUCUGACCUGGUCACCAUGCAGCAGACAGCAGCUGUUCACAUUCUUCAGUGAAGGGAAAGCUGAGUGUGUAAAGGACCUGCCUGAACUGGGAGGCUCUCUACAGGACUGGAAACCUGGACUUUAUUAUGGAGUGGAUGACCAGUGUCGAAUAGCUUUUGGAAACACUGCAAGAGCAUGCUCUUUCACCAACCCAGACCUACCAGCUUGCCGUGCUCUGUCUUGUCACACUAACCCUGAUGAUGACAGCUCCUGCAAACGCCUCCUGGUCCCGCUGCUGGAUGGGACAGAGUGUGCACCUAAUCAGUGGUGUCUGAGGGGGCGUUGUGUGUCCUUGGAUGAGCUCAGCUCCUCUGUGGUGGUGCACGGCUCCUGGUCCAGCUGGUCGGAGCUCACCCCUUGCUCACGGACAUGUGGCGGAGGGGUCACUCAUCGCACACGGAAGUGCAAUAACCCAAGACCUGCUUUUGGAGGGGGUGACUGUGAGGGGCCGGAUAUUAAGGCUGGACUUUGUCACCAGCAGCCAUGUGAGCGCACUCAGUUGGAUUUCAUGGCAGAGCAGUGUUCCCAUACAGACUACCACCCUCUCUACCUGCAACCAAACACUGCCUCCUUCUACACCUGGAUCCCUGCUGUAGGCUUUGCAAAAGGGGAUGAGCAGUGCAGAUACAUGUGCCAGUCUGAAGGCGACAACUUCAUAGUGAGCCGAGGGUCUCAGUUUGUGGACGGGACUCGCUGUGAGUCCGACAGCCCUCCUCCGUUUGGCUCCACAGCUGCUUGUCUGAGAGGGAAAUGCCAGCUGUUUGGCUGUGAUGGUGUGAUGAACUCUGGGAAAGUGAGGGAUGUGUGUGGAAUGUGUGGUGGAGAUGGAUCAUCCUGCACUUUGACCUCUGACUCCUACAAUGCUGGUCAGGCCAGAGAGUACACCACCUUCCUCUCCCUGCCAGCGAAUGCCACACAGAUUCAUAUUAUCAACAUGGCCCCGCUCUUCACACACAUGGCUGUUACAGUUGGGGAUGGGUACAUUUUGUCUGGGAGAGGCAGCAUGGCACUGAAUAUGACCCACCCGUCCCCGCUGGAUGACAACCACCUGGAGUAUCGCCUCCACCUGACCCCUGACCUUUUGCCUGAGAUGGAGGAGCUGCUGCUGCCCGGGCCGCUGCAGGAGGAGAUAAACGUACAGGUAUACCGCAAGUAUGGGAAAGAAUAUGGUGACAAAACAAAUCCUGACAUCAGCUACCAGUUCUACACACUUAACAGAGAGAGUGACUCGACAGACAACACACCUAAAGGCAAAUGGGCUCUAAUCACAACGUCCUGCUCAGUCUCCUGUGGACCAGGUGUGCAGAAGCAUGCAUACAUCUGUGUGACUGAAGACACAAACAAUCAUGUGGAAGAGCACAACUGUGAAACCCCUCCUCCACCCACACCACCUCACACAACCUGUCAGCUCUCACCCUGUCCCCCCAGGUGGGAAACUGGGAUGUUUGGACCCUGCAGCGCCUCCUGUGGUGGAGGAAAGCGAGUGCGUCCUGUGAGAUGUGUUCAGAAACACAGAGCUGAUGUGCUAAAGGUUCCUGAUUCUGAAUGUGGGACUGAUGAUGUGCCAAAUGCUGUUGAAGAAUGUAACCUGCAACACUGCCCUGCCAGAUGGCAUGUAUCAGAGCCAGGCGAGUGUUCAGCGGUGUGCGGGCCAGGAGAGGCGAAACGCGUUGUCACAUGUGUGCGUCCAGAAGACGGCCAGGAUGUUGAAGUGGAUCAAAGCUUUUGUUCAAAGGAGAUCAAACCGUCUGAUUCUGUGCCCUGUGUGGUGGACGUUUGCCCUAUUGGGUGGGAAUCAACAGGAGGGGAUCAGCCUGCACUGAAGUCUGGUUUGCUGCCACGCUCCACACAGACUCCUGUGUAUGUGUGGAGUCCUGUGAUUAGCCAGUGCUCAAAAACCUGUGGUAACGGAACCCUGCAGGUGUGGUUUUCCUGUGUGGAGCAUCAGACCAGACUGGGGGUCUCUGACUUUAACUGUGAUGCUUCCUCCAAACCUUCUCCUUAUUCUGAGGCAUGCAAUCCACCCCCCUGCCCUCCAAUGUGGCGCUCUAAGCAAGGAGUCUGCAGUGUAACGUGUGGAGGAGGGGUGGCUAACAGGGUGCUGUACUGUGCUGUAGAAACAGAGGAGGAGGAGGUGGUGGUGGAGGAUUCAGAGUGCAGUGACUUUCCCAAACCUGCAGCAGUGGUUUCAUGUAACACACACAGCUGCCCAGCAAGGUGGAAGGUAUUCACGACUUCACCCUGCUCAGUGUCUUGUGAUCUGGGUGUAGCCCAGAGGACUGUGGCAUGUGUCCAGUUCCUCCUGGGUAAAGAGAGUGUAGUGCCGGAGGAGAACUGCCACGCAGCUGUCAAACCAGCCACCACAGUGCCCUGCCUGGUACAGGUCUGCACCUUUAGGUGGGAGGUGAAGCCAUGGAGCCAGUGUUCAGUACCCUGUGGUUAUGGGAUCCAGUCCAGAGCUGUGUCCUGUAUGGGUCCCUCCAACCCUGAGCCCAUCAGCCCUCUGUUCUGCAUGCACAUGCCCAAGCCCAUCACCAUCCAGGGCUGCUACAUGAUGGACAGCUGUGGAAACACAUCUCCCACUUCAGUUGUCCCCACUGCAGACUUAACUGAGAAGGGAAAACUUCCUCCAAGCCCAACAGAGACUAUCACCACCCCACAGACCACUGCAGCAACCACCCCAACCCCCAGAAGAAGUGCAUGUGGACAGCUGCUCGUGGAAGAAUCAGGCAUGGUGGACUUGAGAAAUGUAAGCGGCCGCUGCACUGUAUCCAUCGGCCGACCCCUGGAUGAAGUCAUACAUGUUAAAGUGGAAUCUGGUUCCUUGAACUGCAGGACAAAGGAGACUGUUGCAUUCUUUGACCGCCUGGCAUUUGUGAAGAAGUGCGAGCAGAUAGCAGGCAGUGAACUGACCACCAGAACCAACUUUCUGCUUGUGCGUCAAAGUUCGCUCACCCCUGGGAGUGGGGUUGUGUUCACGUACACCUCACAGAAAAACACAAAGAAGAGCCACCAUCAGGAUUGUGACAUUCAGCUGUUUUCCCCAAUCGGUGUUUUUGAGAACCCGACAACAUCCAGCACGAACCACACCUGUCGGGUCCUCAUCAACGCCCCUCCCGCAGUGAAGAUCAGAAUCCAAGCUCUGCAUAUAGGAUUAGUAUUCAACUCCACCAACUCCCAGUCUACAUUCAUAAUGAUCCGGGACAUGGAUAUGUUGAAGACAAAUGUGUUUAAAGGCCAGCAGCUGUUUCAGUGGCACUCCUCUGGAAACAUGGCUGAGAUUGAGUUUCAUGGAGACUACCUGCAUUCCAAAGGGAGCUUCAGAGCUGAAUAUUCUUUUGUGCAUCUUUGAUACUCACUGAUAACUGUUUUAAGGAUACAAUAAUAUUCUACAUUUCUUUAGUUUGCAGUUAUUUAGUUUUUGCUAAAGCCUUUAAAAUUCAGCGAGAUCCUAUUUUUGUUCCAAUGAGCUAAUUAUUUUAAUCUGAAAUAAAUAAAAAAACAACCCCAAGCACUCAAAAUCUUUAAAUCAAACAGGACAGAAUCCUUCUGAGGACUAGACAUGGAAAUGGCACUGUAUGAACAAAGAAAUAAAUACUACCAUUACAAUCA
Notolabrus celidotus (New Zealand spotty) is the source of this 5121-nucleotide messenger RNA. RefSeq names its product ADAM metallopeptidase with thrombospondin type 1 motif, 13 (gene adamts13). Bases 749 to 4861 code for a protein of 1370 amino acids. The record is from RefSeq and is a predicted model, not a curated record. Gene Ontology annotation, molecular function: metalloendopeptidase activity. NCBI's taxonomy places the organism in Eukaryota, Metazoa, Chordata, Actinopteri, Labriformes, Labridae. Gene Ontology annotation, cellular component: extracellular matrix. The transcript has 30 exons. Gene Ontology annotation, biological process: extracellular matrix organization; proteolysis.